AUGUCUGCCGAAGACCCAGCAGUAAACGGCAAAGCGCCCGUUCAGCCUCUCGGCCAUCACGACAGCCACGGACAUUCCGCUCUUGUGAAUGUACAGCCCGCGCGGUUGGCAGACCUUCAACCAAAGUAUGCACAGAGGAUCGAGCAUGAUGCUGAGAAUCCGGAAGCCCAUGGGUGGUAUGCAGGCCUCAUUCAUGGUCUUGGAGAAUUUAUCGGAUGCCUCGGUGCCAUUCCAUGCUGCGUUUGCUGCCCCAACCCUUAUAAGCCUGUCGCUCAAGGUGAGGUUGGUCUUGUGUCGAAGUUUGGACGCUUUGAACGUGCGGUCGACCCCGGCCUCGUUAAAGUAAACCCUCUCAGCGAGCGCUUGACUGCGGUCGAUGUGAAGAUUCAGAUCGUCGAGGUGCCUCGUCAGGUCUGUAUGACUAAGGAUAAUGUCAAUUUGAACCUGACCUCUGUCAUCUACUACCAAAUCAUCUCGCCUCACAAAGCCGCCUUCGGCAUCUCCAACGUACGACAAGCGCUUGUGGAGCGCACCCAGACAACUUUGCGCCACGUCAUUGGAGCAAGAGUGCUGCAGGAUGUGAUUGAACGUCGCGAGGAGAUUGCCCAGUCGACCGCGGAGAUCAUCGAAGAUGUAGCCGCCGGAUGGGGUGUUCAGGUCGAGUCCAUGCUCAUUAAGGAUAUCAUUUUUAGCAAUGAUUUGCAGGAUUCACUUUCGAUGGCGGCUCAGUCCAAGCGGAUUGGUGAGAGUAAGGUUAUUGCUGCUCGUGCUGAGGUUGAAUCGGCCAAAUUGAUGCGACAGGCCGCCGACAUUCUUUCUUCUGCUCCUGCUAUGCAAAUUCGGUACCUCGAGGCAAUGCAAGCCAUGGCCAAGACAGCAAAUAGCAAGGUCAUAUUUUUGCCUGCCAUGAACCAAACCGUACAGCAACAACUUGCUGCCGCCGACAAUGCUGGCGAAGGGCCUAGCCGCUACGGUGCCAGUCAGGUGGACGAGGGGUUCCAGCGUGCUAUGAAUGCACGGGUGGUUGAGGAUAUCUGAAGAAUGAAUUCCCCCAAAUCCUGAAGGAUACGAAAUGACUGCUUGUGAACGUUAUACGGUAAUUUUUAUUGAAGAUUUUCAACUGUGUGUUUUAUACUGAUGAGGCCUGACACAAGCCAUCUCGUGGCUUUCUGUGCCUCCUAAUCUUGCCUCUUCGUUUUCUUUUUCGAAUGGACUGACGAUACCCAUCCUCUUCCCUGUCUUUCCUGUCUUUGUUUGGGUGAAGAUUACUUUUUCCCCUGUGUGUUUAUGCAGACAUAGUUUGCUAUUCAUUGUCAAUAAUUGAAACAUCACUCUCUUUGAGUCUGACCUUUGUCAAGUCCUCAAUGUAAUCCUAGAAAUUCUGAAUAUAUGCGAUUCUGUCUUGAAUGUGUUUUGCAUAUCUAUAUGA
Aspergillus alliaceus is the source of this 1429-nucleotide messenger RNA. RefSeq names its product slipin family protein. The record is from RefSeq and is a predicted model, not a curated record. NCBI's taxonomy places the organism in Eukaryota, Fungi, Ascomycota, Eurotiomycetes, Eurotiales, Aspergillaceae. Bases 1 to 1038 code for a protein of 345 amino acids. Gene Ontology annotation, cellular component: plasma membrane. The transcript is spliced from 4 exons.